Molecule: messenger RNA, 387 nt
Organism: Komagataella phaffii GS115
Lineage: Eukaryota; Fungi; Ascomycota; Pichiomycetes; Pichiales; Pichiaceae
Product: Non-essential protein of unknown function
Exons: 1
Coding region: 1-387 (128 amino acids)
Source: RefSeq, a predicted model, not a curated record
AUGGGAGAGAGAAAUGACCUGAGUGAGGUUAUCAAUAUAUUCAAGGAUGCAGCGUCUAUGAGUGACGAUGUUUAUCAACAAAAGAGAGAAAAUAAGGCGAAUGAAAUUGCACAUACAUCUCUCGGUAAGUUUCCCAAGGAAAUGUCAUGUGUUACUGCGAUGGAUGAGCUUUUUCAGUGCUUCUCACUGGGAGGACAAAUAAGAAACUUCUAUCAGUAUGGUGACUUCACGAUGUGUGAGAGACAAAGUUCAAAGUUGAGAUUCUGUCUUACGAUCACUGGGAAAAGUAGUGACGAGAGAGAAAGAAUGAUCCAAAGAUUUUAUCGUGAUCGAUUGGUCGAUGACAAGAGACGUGGAAGUAGCGAAGAUGUUUGGGACCAGAGAUAA